UGACUCGGCUCCUUGCAAUCGCUCGCGGAAGUGGUCCCUCCUCCGCAACCCUCGCGGGGUCUCCGGGCGCCCUUCGGCGCCGGCAGACACAAGCGAGCACCGCCGUACUGGCACGCUGCUUGUCGCCGCAAUGGUGCAGUUGUACAACUUGCACCCAUUCGGGUCGCAGCAGGUAGUGCCCUGCAAGGUGGAGGCGUUCGCCGUGGCCGGCCAGGAGCUGUGCCAGCCGAGGUGCACCUUCUCCACGCUGGGCCGCGUGUUGCGCUUGGCUUACAGCGAGGCUGGAGACUAUUUGGUAGCAAUUGAAGAGAAAAACAAAGCUACAUUUCUGCGUGCUUAUGUGAACUGGAGAAGUAAAAGGAUUGAGAACUCCCGAGUGUGUAUCCGAAUGGUUGGACAUAAUUUAGAGGCACCCUUCCGCGAAACCUUCAGAGACCAGAUGUCUAUUGUUGAAAUGCCACUUUCUGAGGCUCCCUUGUGCAUUUCCUGUUGCCCUGUGAAAGGAGACCUUCUUGUUGGCUGCACAAAUAAAUUAGUCUUAUUUAGUUUGAAGUAUCAGAUUAUUAAUGAAGAAUUCUCAGUAUUGGAUUUUGAACGUUCUUUAAUUAUACACAUACAUAAUAUCACUCCUGUUGAAAUUUCUUUUUGUGUUAGCUAUGUCGCUGUCAUGUCAGACUUAGAAGUCUUAAUCCUAAAAUUGGAGUCAAAUCCUAAAAAUGGAGAGAGUUUUAACCACCAUCCACAUAAGACCAACAAUCCGGCGAAACAGGCAGAAGGCAUCAGUAAUGAAACUUUGCAGUCUGAGUCAGAUGAUUUUGUUAUUUGCCAAAAGCCCAUGGAACUUCUUGGUGAAAAAAGUGAACAGUCUGGAAUAUCUAUUACACUGGAAUCAACGGGAUUAGAUGAUGAAAAAAUAAAUUAUUUCCAUGUUCAGCACCUGCUCUAUAGACGUUUUGCUCCUGAUAUUUCAUCCUAUGUCUUAUCUGAUGACAUUAAGUUGCAUUCACUUCAGCUGCUACCCAUUUACCAAACAGGUUCUCUUACUUCUGAUAGAAAAAAUUCAUCUCAGGAAAAAGAGUUGUUGAGUCUCUUUUGUUUUUUCUCAUUACCUCAUGUGGGCUAUCUCUACAUGGUUGUCAAAUCUGUUGAAUUAAUGUCAAUUUAUCAAUAUCCUGAGAGGUCUCAGCAGGCAGUGCUCACGCCACAAUUUUUGCAUGUCAUCACAAGUAACAACCUACAGUGUUUCACAGUGCGGUGCAGUGCAGCGGCAGCUCGUGAGGAGGACCCGUACGUGGACUCUACCCUGAAGGCUUGCCCACCUGUCAGUAUGGAUGUCUGUGCUUUAAGAAUACAACUUUUCAUAGGCUUGAAAGCCAUCUGUCACUUUAAAAACCACAUCAUACUUUUGACCAAGGCAGACCCUGAGGCCAUUCCAGAGAGAAGAGAGUCACCCAAGAAGCUUCUUUCUAGAAAAGGUACCAGUGUUAAGCUCAAAACAUCUCCUGUAGCUGAGGCUGGGUGGAAUUUGUAUAUUGUGAACACGAUCUCACCAGUGCAACUCUACAAAGAAAUGGUAGACUACAGUAAUACCUACAAGACUGCAAAAACCCAGAGCUGCAUCCACCUUCUUAGUGAGGCUCAUCUGUUAGUGAGAGCUGCCCUGAUGGAUGGCAGUCAGCUGGAACCUGGAGAAAAAGCAGAGCUUUUAGAUGCAUUUAAAGAAAGCUGUGGGCACCUUGGAGACUGCUAUAGCAGGCUCGACACCCAGUAUUCCCACCUUGCCUUGCCGUACUAUAAGAUGUCUGGUUUGUCUAUGGCUGAAGUUUUGGCCCGAGUGGACUGGGCAGUAGAGGAUGGAUCACAGAAAUACGAGAGGGGGUUAAUCUUUUACAUUAAUCAUUCACUUUAUGAAAACCCGGAUGAAGAAUUAAGUGAAGAAUUAGCAGCAAAAGUGGUUCAGAUGUUUCAUGUGGCCGAGCCAAAGCAACUGCCUCAUAUUCUCUGUAGUCCUACUAUGAAGAAUAUUAAUCCUGUAACUGCCAUGAGCUAUCUAAGGAAGCUGGAUACUUCUGGGUUUUCAUCAGUCUUAGUGACAUUGACCAAAGCAGCAGUGGCUCUGAAAAUGGGAGAUCUUGACAUGCACAGAAAUGAAAUGAAAAGCCACUCAGAGAUGAAGUUGGUAUGUGGCUUUAUUCUGGAACCUCGUCUGUUGAUUCAACAGAAGAAGGGACAGAUUGUUCCAACUGAACUUGCAGUUCACUUGAAGGAGACUCAGCCUGGAUUACUUGUGGCUUCAGUCCUAGGCUUACAGAAGAACAACAAAAUUGGAAUUGAAGAAGCAGAUUCCUUCUUUAAGGUGCUUUGUGGUAAGGAUGAAGAUACAAUUCCUCAGCUCUUGGUGGACUUUUGGGAAGCUCAGCUAGUAGCAUGUCUCCCAGAUGUGUUACUGCAGGAACUCCUUUUCAAGCUCACAUCACAGUACAUCUGGAGGUUAUCUAAGAGGCAGUGCCCUGACACCACACCGUUGCGAACAUCAGAGGAUCUGAUAAACGCCUGUAGUCAUUAUGGCUUAAUCUAUCCCUGGGUUAAUGUCUUAAUAUCAUCUGAUUCUUUAGCUGACAAAAAUUAUACAGAAGAUCUCUUCAAAUUACAGUCGCUUAUAUGUGGUCCUUCAUUUGACAUAGCUUCCAUUGUUCCAUUCUUGGAACCACUCUCAGAAGACACUGUUGCUGGCCUCAGUGUUCAGGUUCUGUGUCGGACACGUUUGAAAGAGUAUGAACAGUGCAUAGACACACUGUUAGAGAGGUGCCCGGAGGCGAUCAUUCCAUAUGCCAAUCACGAACUGAAAGAAGAGAAUCGGAUUUUGUGGUGGAAAAAACUGCUCCCUGAACUUUGUCAGAGAGUAAAAUGUGGUGGAGAGAAAUAUCAACUUUACCUGUCAUCAUUAAAAGAAACAUUGUCAAUUGUUGCUGUGGAACUAGAACUAAGGGAUUUCUUGAAUGUCCUUCCAGAAGAUGGCACUGCAGCAUUUUUCUUGCCCUAUCUUCUUUACUGCAGUCGAAAGAAAUCAUUAACUUGAAGGUAUCAUUUGAAAAACACCACAAUGGCAUAUGAAUUUUAAAAAACCGAAUGCCAGGGAAAAUGUAAAUAAAAAACUUUCAUAUUGAAUGUGUAUUAGAAAUGCUUUAAGGCUGCUUGCCUUAUCAUGUAGUGGUAUUUCAUAAUUUAUGAUCUGAAUCCAUUUAAUUGUCCAGAAUGUAAAACUAUAAGGCAUAAGAAUUUCCUCAAAGAAGGCAUAUAUUUUUUAAAAGUAGAGAUUGACUUUUAUUCCAUGGAACAUCAAUUUACUGUUGUUGCAAACAUGAAAAUCUUUUUCAUCCCAAGAACACAAACAUUUCACAAGUAUGCUUGAAAGAAUGUCACUCCAAGUGAUCCAGGAUUUAAUUUUAUUGAUUUUUCCAGAUUUUCCUAUUGGGUCACUUUUUAAAACAGUUUUCUUUGAGAAAGAUGUUAAUGUUUUGCCAUAGUAAGAUUUCAGACUUUUAUUUUCUUGUUCCUUUUAAAACUCAUGCUCUUUCUUUCUGAAUCAAAUGAAGUAGAAGUUUACAAAGUUAACUUUCUUCUUGUCUUGGCUGUUAAAAUGAUUUGUUGAAUGCAUGUUUUUCAGCCAAAGCCUUUUUUCCAUUUUUUUGUUGAUGUAUACUCGUGCUCUUUUAGCUAGAGUAUAUUUGAAAAUAAAGGAAUAUAUUAUUGUAUUCA
Molecule: messenger RNA, 3759 nt
Organism: Pteropus alecto (black flying fox)
Lineage: Eukaryota; Metazoa; Chordata; Mammalia; Chiroptera; Pteropodidae
Gene: HPS3
Product: HPS3, biogenesis of lysosomal organelles complex 2 subunit 1
Exons: 17
Coding region: 131-3079 (982 amino acids)
Biological process (GO): organelle organization
Cellular component (GO): cytoplasm
Source: RefSeq, a predicted model, not a curated record